AUGAGCCAAACAACACAAAAACAAAUCUUGGCCAAAUUUCAGAGCAUUACGAAGGGUGUACAAUCCAUAGUAUUCACACAGCAAACUGCAACUAUUGGCCGUGGCCAAUUCAACAUCACUUCUAAUUUGGUGAGCUCUUCGCAUUUAGUUGUCAAUGUAAAACAGACUGGAAAGGACGUUGUGUGUGUUGUUGUCGACAAGUCACAGAACGGGACUUGGGUAAACAACCAACGGAUUGCUAAUAACGAGGAGACUGUCCUGGCAAUGUACGACUUGGUCACAUUGUUGAACCCAACAACCGCUUUAGCUGUUUCUUUUUUGUAUUUGGACAUGACGGAAGUUGAGAAUAAUGAACAGUGCAAACAGUUUCUCGAUAAAUACCAAAUAAUGAAAUACAUUGGCUCUGGCGGGUUUGGAAGAGUCUUUCAUGGAAGAAACAAAAAGACAAAGGUUGAGUGUGCUAUCAAAAUUAUAAAAUGCAAACGCAAAAAGUUGUUGAACGAAGGCGAAAUCACAUUAGGCCUGGACAAUCCCAAUAUCAUUAAAACGUACGACGUGUUUGCAUAUGAUGAUUACAUAAUCAUGAUUAUGGAGUAUGCUCGAGGAGGAUCUCUUGGUGACAUAAUUAAAGCGAAACCAGUAUUGGACAUCGACAUUGUAAAAAAAAUUAUAGUACAAGUCUUAAAUGCAUUACUUUACUUACACCAACACAAAACAGUUCACCGUGACAUCAAACCAGAUAACGUGUUAUAUACAGCAGAAAAAACAUAUAUGAAAUUGACUGAUUUUGGGAUGGCAAAGUAUAUUUCUAAAGAUCAGUACGCUACUACGUUAUGUGGUACCCCAGGGUACAUUGCGCCUGAAAUUGUCGAGAGAAUGGAGAACACAAGUUACUACAAAAAUGAGGUGAUGGAAAUUAAUAAAUUAAAAGACCAAAAAGAGAAGGUAAAACGCGCAAUGGAGCUCAAACAAAAGUUGAAGUACAACGCAUUUAAAAGUGAUGUUUGGAGUUGUGGAGUAAUGGCUUACAGGAUUGCAGUUGGGAAAGGGCCAUUUGAUAAAGACGGCAAACCUGAUAUGAAGGCUUUGAUCAAUGGAAUGAUUGACAAAAAUGUCGAAUACAACGCACUUCCCGAGGAGUUCAGGGACUUGAUUGAAAAUAUGAUUGUUGUCGACCCUUUGAAACGGUUUUCAGUCGAAGAAUGCCUUGGCCAUGAGUUCUUUGGUCUUAAGCAUCAAAGGGCAGAGGAGCAAUAA
Entamoeba invadens IP1 is the source of this 1257-nucleotide messenger RNA. RefSeq lists its product as hypothetical. Gene Ontology annotation, molecular function: ATP binding; protein binding; protein serine/threonine kinase activity. NCBI's taxonomy places the organism in Eukaryota, Evosea, Mastigamoebida, Endamoebidae. Gene Ontology annotation, biological process: protein phosphorylation; mitotic DNA damage checkpoint signaling. Gene Ontology annotation, cellular component: cytoplasm; nucleus. The coding region runs from base 1 to 1257 and encodes 418 amino acids. The record is from RefSeq and is a predicted model, not a curated record. The transcript has a single exon.